AUGGUGUGGCUGUAUUUCGACGGCAUCAGCUGGAUGCGGCGGUCCAAGAAGCGCAAUGUGAUUCUGAUGAUCAGCGACGGGUUUGGGCCAGCGUCUGAGACGAUGGCACGCAACUUUUGGCAGCAGACGCACAAGCUGCCGGUCGGGUUCCAGAGCCCGCUGGACGAGAUCCUUGUGGGCUCGUCGCGCACGCGGUCGAGCAGCUCGCUGGUAACGGACUCUGCAGCAGGCGCAACGGCGUUUUCGUGUGGUCACAAGUCGUACAAUGGCGCUAUUGGCGUGAUGGACAGCGAGUCGCCGUGCGGCACGGUGCUGGAGGCAGCGAAGCUGCAGCGCAAGAUGCUUACUGGGCUGGUGGCGACGAGCCGGAUUACGCAUGCGACGCCGGCGGCGUUCUCGUCGCAUGUGCUGCAUCGCGACAUGGAAGAUUUGAUUGCCGAGUACCAGAUUGGCAACUACUCGCUGGGAUCCGUGGUGGACCUGAUGUUUGGCGGCGGGCGGUGCCACUUUUUGCCGCAGAGCGCCGGCAACGACAGCUGCCGGAUGGACAACCGCGACUUGUGGAGCGAGGCGAAGCAGGCUGGGUUCCGGGUGCUGAAGGACCGCAAGGCGUUUGACCAGCUGGAGACCACCAAGGAGGUGCUGCCGGUGCUGGGUUCGUUUGCGCUGUCGCACAUGGACUAUGACAUUGACCGGAAGCCUGAGGAGCAGCCGUCACUGGCGGACAUGUCGGACAAGGCGCUGCGGAUCCUGAAGUCGGCAACCAAGGACAGCGACUCUGGGUUCUUCCUGAUGAUUGAGGGCAGCCGCAUCGACAUGGCAGCGCACACGAACGACCCGGCUGCGCAUGUGCGUGACAUCAUCGCGUACUGGGAUGCCAUUGCCGUGGUGCGCAAGUUUGUUGACGAGAACCCCGACACGGUGAUGGUUAGCGUGUCGGACCACGAGACUGGCGGCUUCUCGGUGGCCAAGCAGCUGACGGCCGAGUACCCCGAGUACCUGUGGAACCCGCAUGCGCUGGAGCCAGUCAAGCACUCGAUCGAGUACAUUGCGCCGCAGAUCCUGGCGCUGGGCACCAAGGACAGCGACAAGUACGCGUUUGUGCGCGACACGGUGUUCCCCAAGUGGAUGGGGAUUUCCGACGCGACGCACGACGAAAUCUCGGCGGUUGCCAAGGAGACCGAGUCGGUGCGGCUGCGGCAGCUGCUGAGCGACGCCGAGUCGACUCGCGCCCAGCUCGGAUGGUCGACGCAUGGGCACAGCGCGGUGGACGUCAACCUGUAUGCGUACGGCAGGGAUGCGCAUCUGCUGGCGGGGAACCACGAGAACACCGACAUUGGGAAUUUCAUUGUGGAGAUGCUGGGGCUGGACCUGCAGGCCGUCACGGCGCUGGUGCACAGCGAUCGCCGGGGUGUGGGGGUGGAGUGCGGAGGAGACAUGCCAAAUUUAGAUACGAAGGAUAACCAAAAUACAGCGAAUCCUCAGUCGGUUGAUUUUCUCGAAGGGCUGAAAAGCAAACAUUGA
This is a messenger RNA of Linderina pennispora, 1524 nucleotides long. Its product is annotated as alkaline phosphatase-like protein. Bases 1 to 1524 code for a protein of 507 amino acids. Lineage: Eukaryota; Fungi; Kickxellomycota; Kickxellomycetes; Kickxellales; Kickxellaceae. The transcript is spliced from 2 exons. The record is from RefSeq and is a predicted model, not a curated record. Gene Ontology annotation, cellular component: fungal-type vacuole membrane. Gene Ontology annotation, biological process: dephosphorylation. Gene Ontology annotation, molecular function: alkaline phosphatase activity.